AGUCGAGUAAACAUGAGAAAAAUGACUAGCAGAAUGCAAAUAUGAACGCUUGCCGAGAGGUUGUAUCGUCAACUGCCAAGUUAUUAGAUGUCUCCAAGUAUAAUCUGCGGUGUAAUCGCAAUAUCAGCGAGAAAAUGACGAAGAAAGAUUUCAUCUACGACAUCCCAACACCGAUGCAGACCAUGAGAAAGUUUGAUAUACAAAGACAACCAAUUAUUCUACUACGACGAAAAGAUAUUGGUACGAGAAUGCCGCAUUACACUAUAAUUUCUGAGAAACGGGAGGACAAUGGCAGUGGCGAUGCGACUGUUGUUGCCGAUCGACGACGCAUUUUAAGAUACUCGUGCAAUCUUUGCCAAGAACCGAUGGCAACUUUAUUUUCUCUAUCGACACACGUCAAGUUUCACUGCCAGAGAUAUUGCAAGAUAUGCUAUUGGAUUCCGCGUGAAAACGAGACGAUAGAACGACACAUUGGCAAUUGUCAUCGAACCGUAUCAGAGAUCGCAAGCUUCUAGUGCUUGAAAACAUCGAAGUAAUAACAUCUGUUCUUAAUACCAAAUGCCUGUUUAAAAGCUAAUAUUUCAUAUGUAAUAUAUCUACACUUAAUGUUAUAACAUGUU
Messenger RNA from Trachymyrmex septentrionalis, 620 nucleotides. RefSeq lists its product as uncharacterized. NCBI's taxonomy places the organism in Eukaryota, Metazoa, Arthropoda, Insecta, Hymenoptera, Formicidae. The coding region runs from base 42 to 515 and encodes 157 amino acids. The transcript is spliced from 3 exons. The record is from RefSeq and is a predicted model, not a curated record.